Lodderomyces beijingensis is the source of this 1308-nucleotide messenger RNA. The record is from the annotation of a GenBank genome assembly. NCBI's taxonomy places the organism in Eukaryota, Fungi, Ascomycota, Pichiomycetes, Serinales, Debaryomycetaceae.
AUGGCGGGAGAAGCUAUAGCAAAAGACGCAAGUAAUGCCAUUGCAUCGUUGAAAUUGUUGACCGACGAACAAAGGUCAAAUGCGUUGCAAGAGAUCCAUGACUCGCUUCAGCAGCAGAAAGAAGAUGUGCUUGAAGCCAAUAGGAGAGAUCUAGACAAGGCCAAGAAGGACCAGCUUUCUUCUUCGUUGAUCAAGAGAUUGGAUUUAUCGUCUCCCGGAAAAUAUGACGCGAUGUUGCAAGGGAUUUUGGAUGUUGCCAGUUUGCCAGAUCCACUUGGGAAGGUCACCCUUGCCAAAAAAUUGGAUGAUGGGUUGACUUUGUACCGUGUCACGUCUCCGAUUGGUGUGCUAUUGAUCAUAUUCGAGAGCCGACCAGAAGUCAUUGCCAACAUAACCGCCUUGGCGGUAAAGUCGGGAAAUGCUGCCAUCUUAAAAGGUGGCCGAGAAUCGUACCAAACUUUCAAAAUCAUGAGUGAUAUUGUUAAUGCGACAUUGGCAAACAAGACGGAUGUUCCAGCUCGAGCAAUUCAGCUUAUACAAAGUCGCGAGGAUGUUGCUGACUUGUUGAACCAGGACAAGUAUAUAGACUUGGUGAUUCCAAGAGGGUCAAACGAGUUGGUGAGGAACAUCAAGGCCAAUACAAAAAUACCAGUUCUAGGACACGCAGACGGUAUUUGUUCUAUUUAUGUCAACUCGGAUUUUGACAUGGACAAGGCCAAAAAGAUAAUAGUGGACUCAAAGACAAACUACCCGGCAGGAUGCAAUGCAGUGGAACAAUUACUACUCGAUAAGCACAUCCAAGGUGACAAGGUCAAGGAGAUUCUCGGCUCACUAGUGGAAAACAAAGUGACGCUUCAUGUGACUCCAGAUGUACGAGAAUUGACCCAGGAUUUGGAUCAGACUUUUGUCAAGGAUGCUGUAGACGAUUCAUUUGAUAAAGAGUACUUGUCGUUUGACAUAUCGGUCAAAUUUGUUGCAGAUGUUGACGAUGCCAUAAACCACAUAAACCAACAUUCAUCCAAACAUACCGAGUCCAUAGUCACUGAAGAUGAAGCCGUUGCAAACAAAUUUUUAAAAAGUAUUGAUUCUGCAGGAAUCUACUGGAAUGCUUCGACUAGAUUUGCCGAUGGUUUCAGGUACGGGUUUGGCACUGAAGUAGGUAUCAGCACAAACAAAAUCCACGCAAGAGGCCCCGUUGGCUUGGAAGGGUUGACUAGUUAUCAAUACCAUUUGAGAGGUGAUGGGCAUGUUGUUGGCGACUAUAUUGGUGGAGGCGGAAAUAAAAAGUUUUUACAUGAAGAUAUAUAG